This is a messenger RNA of Neocloeon triangulifer, 3276 nucleotides long. RefSeq names its product hexosaminidase D-like. The transcript is spliced from 15 exons. The record is from RefSeq and is a predicted model, not a curated record. Gene Ontology annotation, molecular function: hexosaminidase activity. Gene Ontology annotation, biological process: carbohydrate metabolic process. Lineage: Eukaryota; Metazoa; Arthropoda; Insecta; Ephemeroptera; Baetidae. Bases 298 to 2466 code for a protein of 722 amino acids.
AGCUGGCUGCUGGCAGGUCGUGUUCGCAUCGCAGUCAUCGCACAAUUGUGUGUCAUUUCUUGUGAGUGUUUUAAAUUUCGUGAUUGUUUUUGGUUUGAUGCCAAUUAUGCUCGGGAAGGACGGAUAAGGACUGUGAGGAGCGCGUCGGUGCCGAAUAAUCGCGCCACAGCAGUCACUUCCGGCGAGAAAAGGAUGCAAAAGGUGUCAACGGGCCCGAAGAAGGAGUCCGCUGGGCAGCUGGAGUGAUCCGAGAAGUGGCGCGCGCGACCUGAUUCAGCAGCAGGCACCGCUUUCAAGAUGUCGGCGGCCACCGCAUUCGCCGGCCGCCUCGGACUGUCGGCCUGGCGCCGCAGAAGCACCUGGCUUGGCCUGGUCCUCCUCUUCAUGCUGCUGCUCGUCUGCCUUCAGUUCUACUCCGGCCCGGGUCUCUUCAGCCCCGCUGACCAAAAAGUCACCAUCGAGCAUAAGCUUAACAAGGGCAAUUUGAUAAAAGACGGCGUGGAGUUUUUGCGAUCUGACCGCAAAUCAGAAAUUAGCACGCCGUACUUUGAGGACGAGAUGGUGCAGAAGAACUUCGAGGAGGAGCAGCGCGCGGCCAACAACUAUUGGAACGGCAUCCCCAGCCGCGACGACAUUUACGGAAGGCGGCAACACCAAGACGCAGAAGUUAAUGCUACAUCAAGUUUGGCUAAUACAACUGGAACCACUACAAUGAGAAUUACUUCAAAUUCAACUCCUACUAUUACUAAAAACUUAACAGAUAGAGCCAAUACGCUAGAAACCUCCACUGCUACCAAUAAUAAUACACAAAGAGAUAUCAAAAAAUCUACUUCUGCUGCGUCCAACAUUACUAAACAGAGAGAAAAUGUUACUUCAACUUCCGCUGCUGUGAAGAGCGCUAUCACUGCACAGAGUACAAAACCAGCAACUUCUCAAACAAUGGGAAUUGCACGGGUGGCACUGAACCCAAAGAAUCCGUACGUGCCGCCACAUCGGCUGGUGCACUUUGACUUGAAGGGAGCUCCACCGAAGGCUUCCUACCUGCUGCAGGUGCUGCCUAUCUUCAAGCAGCAAGGAGCCACUGGCGUCCUUCUCGAGUGGGAGGACAUGUUUCCCUUCAAAGACUCAAUGGCCAAGGUCGCGGCCACCAAUCACUAUUCGACUGCGGAGGUGACGCAAAUUCUGCAAAAGUGCAAGGAGCUAGGGCUGGAGGUGAUUCCCCUGGUGCAGACCUUUGGCCACCUUGAAUUCGUGCUUAAAAUUGAGCAGUUCAGCAAUUUACGAGAGGUUGCUGAAAUCCCACAAGCACUGUGUCCCUCAAAGAACAGCAGUUUCAAAAUGGUCACUAAACUGCUGCACCAAGUCUAUGAGCUGCACUCAACGGUGAUGAAGCCCAAGUAUAUGCACAUUGGGUGUGACGAGGUUUUCACGAUGGGCGAGUGCAAUUUAUGCCGCAGGAAAGCACGGGACGAUGUCUUCCUCGACCACGUCGCCCGUGUUGCCUCUUUUGUGCGGAGCCAGUACAAUGUGACGCCCAUCAUCUGGGACGACAUGCUGCGUCACUUGCAGCCUGACCAGCUGAGGAAGAUCGGCGACCUCGGAGUCGAGCCCAUGGUGUGGGUUUAUGCCGAGAACGUCUAUCACUUUGUCCAGCCCUCGGUGUGGGAAAAGUAUGCAGGCAGUUUCCGCAGAGCGUGGACGGCCAGUGCUUUCAAGGGUGCCUUUGGGGAGACCAUAAAUGUCCCGAACGCCAAGCGGCACCUUGAUAACAACCUCCGCUGGCUCGAGGUGAUGACAAACGAGAACCGCAAGUUCCGUGAAGGUUUCUCAGGAAUUGCAGUGACAGGGUGGCAGCGAUACGACCACUUUGCAACCCUGUGCGAGCUACUGCCCUCAGGUUUACCGUCACUGGCCCUGGACAUGCUGGCCACAAGCCAUGGCUACUUCAACCACAGUCUGCGACCAAUGAUAGACUCGUCAAUGAACUGUCCCAGCUCGCCACGGGCUAUCAUCAAUAUGGAGAGGGACUCGUUUCUUUGGGAGCGCUUUUCAGGUUGCGCCUUCCCUGGCGCCACCGUUUUCCGCCUGAUGUCCAGACUUGAAAUAUACGACAAGGAGUACGACGAGUUUAUGUUGCUGGUCCGCAAAAAGAAAGCGUGGCUGACGGAGUACAAUGUGCGGCACAACUUCACUACGCCGCUGCGACUAAAUGAACUGAUGCAGGACCACUCGCGAAUGCUGCACUCGGCGCUGAGUUUGUCUAAGCAGGCGAGGGACGCGUUGUCUGAAGUUUUCGACGAGCACACUGUUGGUGAGUGGCUCGAGCAGAAAAUGCAGCCGUACGUGGAGAGUCUAGAGAAAUUAGGCGCUGACACUGAGGCCCUCCGCAGAAGAAUGGUGUGGCCAGUGCGCCCCCUGCCCCUCAGCCCCACCCUGAAACGCCUUGGCUUCGACCCCCAACAUUGAAGGACUGCUGCCCCCAACGUUGCCAAAUGUGAUCACCACAAAAUGAAAAUAUAAUAAUUCCCGAAAGGGAGAAACAAAAUUUUAUGAAUCGAAAUGGAAGGUCUGAAGAGUGCUGGUGGCUCUUUUUCUCAUUUUCGUUAUAUUAUUUUUUUGCAUUGAGUCAAUUCUAUUAACAAUUAGUUUGUGCAUUUUGACUAGAUUUUAAUCUUCUUGACAAUAAUUUAAAGAGAUUAUUUUUUUACACUUUUUAUAACCUUUUUUCACUUUUUUUGAUGCACCGCAAGCAGAGCAAAAAGCAUAGACGGUUGCUGUGAUUUUGAGGUGCAAAAGCUACUAGUACUUUGUGAGUGUUGAAUUCUACGCACGAGUGAACAUGACACCACCUAUUAUAUAAUUGCAAAAAAAAACACGUUUGACAACGUUGUUUGUGAUAAGCUGCGAGCAAUCUGUAUUCCUCCUACUUUUAAAAAUAGUAUUCUCAACGCAGCCACCAGCCAAGUGUGUGUAUGGACACGUUGUAGACCCACAGACUGCUCCCCAACUUUAAAAAUUAUAGACACUCACGAGGUUCAGUAUUUGAGUGCAGUAGCCAGAUGAGUUUAGCAGAAAGUAUUAAGUAGCUGAACCAAAGAUAAUUAACUCUUUUAUUUACAUACAACUUGUGACAGCUUCUGACUGAGUGUACACACAAAAAUGCACUUGUGUUUCUUCUCAAAUGUGUAUUAUUUAUUAUGUACAAUUUUUAAAUCUCCUGAAUUUGUAAUUUAUUAAAGAAAGACAAUUAUUCACAUUUCCAAAGUUGAAAAAAUA